Pungitius pungitius (ninespine stickleback) is the source of this 7925-nucleotide messenger RNA. RefSeq names its product laminin, alpha 1 (gene lama1). Bases 6 to 7823 code for a protein of 2605 amino acids. Gene Ontology annotation, biological process: animal organ morphogenesis; cell adhesion; tissue development. The transcript is spliced from 52 exons. NCBI's taxonomy places the organism in Eukaryota, Metazoa, Chordata, Actinopteri, Perciformes, Gasterosteidae. The record is from RefSeq and is a predicted model, not a curated record.
AUGUGAUGGGGGCUCACUGUGAUCUGUGUAAACCAGGAUUCUACAACCUGCAGGAGAGUCACCAGCUGGGCUGCACCGACUGUUUCUGCUUCGGUGUGUCUGACGUGUGUGAGAGCUCUACCUGGUCCAGAGCUCAGGUGUUUCAUACAAACGCUUGGCUCCGCCCCUCUCAGUCCCUCCAUGCCCUCCCAGUCCUCGACGGAAACGACCUCCCCAUCCCCAACAACGCUUCUGGACACGUGCACCAACAGGUGCUAUCUUGGGCGGCGCCCGACAGUUUUCUCGGAAACAAGCUGCUUUCCUACAGAGGUUCCCUCAACUACUCAUUGGUCUAUGAUGUCCCGUUGGACAAUCAGGAUCAUUCUCUGCCUGUCCACUCUGACCUCAUCAUCGAGGGAAACGGCCGAGCUCUUCGCCUCUCUCCUCCCGUUGUCCUCUCCCUCUCGGAGCUGGCUGAGCGCUCUGUUGCCGUGACGAUGGCCGAGCAGAAGUUCGUGGACGUCCAGUUGGGCACUCACGUCACCCGCGACGAUCUGCUCUCCGUCAUGGCGCACGUGACGUCACUGGCGGUCAGGGUUCACCUAAACGCCUCCACCGAAGGGCCUGUACGUCUCAGCUCAGUGUCUCUGGACUUUGCUGACCCGGGGUCAGUUUCUGGCCAUCAGGCGGUUGCUGUGGAGACGUGUGAAUGUCCUUAUGGUUACAGCGGUACUUCCUGUGAGUCGUGUCUCCCGGGGUUCUACAGAGUGGGCGGAGUCUUGUUCGGAGGGAACUGCAUGCAGUGCGAGUGUAACGACCACGCGUACGACUGUGACAACGACGGAGUUUGUUUGGGGUGCACCCACAACACCACGGGCCCCCAGUGUGAUCGCUGCCUACCCGGUUUCUACGGCGAUGCCACAGAGGGCACGCCAGGUGACUGUCGCCUGUGUCCGUGUCCUCUGACCGAGCCGUCCAACAGCUUCAGCCCCACAUGCGCCCUGGACGCCUCCGGCCAGGUGUCCUGUGACCAAUGUCGGGACGGAUACACGGGGCGCACCUGUGAGAGGUGUGCCAGCGGUUUUCACGGUAACCCGCAGGCGUUGGGCGGGACCUGCGUCCGCUGCGAGUGCAAUGGCAACGUGGACCUCGGGGAGGCGGGGCACUGCGACACUGUCACCGGGGAGUGUCUGCGAUGUCUGGGCAACACGGGCGGGAGGCACUGCGAGGUCUGUCAGCCCGGUUACUAUGGAGACGCCGUGCAUGCAAAGGACUGUCGGGAGUGUGGCUGUGAUGUCAACGGCGCCCUCUCCAGUGUGUGUGAUGUCACAACAGGACGUUGUAUCUGUAGAGAAAACGUGACGGGACUCACCUGUGACCGCUGCCAGUCUGGGUACUUUGGGCUGCAAAGUGCGGAGGGAUGUCAGGUCUGUGGUUGCAACCAAUCAGGAUCUCUCUCUGAGUCAUGUGAUGAGAAUGGGCGGUGCCACUGCGUGGAGGGUGUGUCUGGAGAUACGUGUGACCGCUGUAGCCAUGGUUACUAUGGUUUCCACGCCAACGGCUGCACAGCAUGCAACUGUGAACACACUGGAGGGAACUGUGACCCCGAGGACGGCGCGUGCAUCUGCCCACCGCACACAGAGGGAGACACCUGUGACAGGUGUGAGACUGGUUACUGGGGUCAUGACCCCAUCACGGGCUGCAAGGAGUGCGGCUGCGCUGCGGCUGGAAGCUCCGCCCCUCAGUGUCAGCUGACCAAUGGGCAGUGUCUGUGCAAAGAGGGCUUCUCUGGCAGAUCGUGUGACCGCUGCGCCCUUGGUCACCACGGUUACCCAGCAUGCCCAGCAUGCGGCUGCGACCUGACAGGAUCGAACGAAGAGUUCUGCAACGCCACGCUGGGAGUGUGUGACUGUCAGCACGCCGGAAAGUGUGUGUGCAAGGUGGGCGUGUCCGGGCGCCGCUGCGAGGAGUGCGUCUCCGGGUGGUUCGCUCUAUCGGCUCAGAGUCCUGACGGCUGCUCGCGGUGUUUCUGCUCAGGGCUCAGCUCCGACUGUGAGGAGCAGGGAGGCCUUCAGCGAGUACUGAUCAGCACGGAUCCCUCCCCUGCUCCCCUCUCAUUGGUCAGCCAGUCCAACCUGCAGGGUGUCGUGUCUGGAGUCCACCAACAGGGCGGCGAUUCGCUGCUCGACACCCGUCACCUGGACAGCAGCCGGCCAGUCGGCCCGCUGUACUGGAGACUGCCCCCCCAGUACCGAGGCCAACAGCUGCUGUCGUACGGCGGUCUGCUGUCUUACGUUGUCACCUUCUACGCUGAGGACGGUUCGGGGCUGUCCAAUCAGGAGCCUCAGGUGCUGAUUAGGGGCGGGACCAUGAGGAAGCAUGUGAUAUAUGCUGACAUGGUCGCUCCUAGCAACGGCAUCAGGACACAGCACGACAUACGGAUGAUGGAGCACAAGUGGAAGUACUUUAACUCGGUGUCCGAGAAGCCGGUGAGUCGUGAGGACUUCAUGUCGGUCCUCAGUGACGUAGAGUACGUCAUCAUCAAAGCGUCAUAUGGGACCCGACUGCAGCAGAGCAGGAUCUCUAACAUCACCAUGGAGACGGCGGUGGAGGCAGAGCUGGAUGAGGGUAGCAUGGCCAGACUGAUUGAGUCCUGCAUUUGUCCACCUGGAUACACCGGACUGUCCUGUCAGGACUGUGCUUCCGGUUUUUUCCGUCAGCCUCUGUCUGAGUUAUCAACUAAGAAGCAGAAGUCGCUGUUUGUUCGUCCGUGUGUUCGAUGUCGCUGCAACAACCACAGUGAGAGUUGUGACGUGGAGACUGGAGCCUGUCUGGAUUGUCAGCAUCACACCAGUGGGCGGAGCUGCUCGCAGUGUGCCCCGGGGCAUUAUGGGAACAUCAGUGGCUCUAUAAGCGACUGCUCGCUGUGUGCUUGCCCGCUACCGGACAACAGUUUCAGUCCCACCUGUGUGUCAGAGGGUGGAGUCGGGGAAUUCCGCUGCACCGCCUGUCAGAAGGGAUACGAGGGGAGACACUGCGAGAGGUGUUCAGUGGGUUACUACGGUAACCCGGUGGAGGCGGGCGGAGUCUGUGCGCCCUGCGGCUGCAGUGGGUGGGGCUCGCUGCGCCCGCUGUGCGAUGCGCUGAGUGGGCAGUGCGAGUGCAAGGCUGGGGUCAAAGGUCAGUCGUGUGACCAGUGCGACGAGAGACACGUCCUGCAGGAAGGAGAGUGUGUGUCGUGCGAUGACGAGUGCAUCGGUGUGCUGUUGGACGACCUUGAAGAAGUACAUACUCACUUCCUGUCUGUCAACCUGAGCGCCAUUGGCAUGGCGCCGUACCGCCAGCUCGUACUGCUGGAGGACCGGAUCAGAGACGUGCAGGUGGUGCUUUCAGAAAACAGCUCCGUUGCUCUGCGGCUGUUCACAGUGGACGACGAGCUCAAUCACUUGACCUCCGACCUUGACGCGCUGCUGCAGCAGGUCCCACGUCUGUCCCACAACCUGGAGAAAGUGGCCGUAAACAGCAGCCUUUCCCAGAGUGCACUGCUCCUGCAGAGCAUCAGCAGCCUGCAGCAUCACAUCCAGGUUCUUCAGAGGGAGGCGGGGCUUCUGAACCAAACUGGAGCCACGGAGCUUGAUUCGGCCAAUCAGACACAUAUGCUGGAGGAGGUGGAGUCCAUGAUGGAAACCAUCCGAGCCAUCGACCUGAAGGCCACCAACGCCUCGGCCAAUCAGGAGCUCCGUCUCUCCGAGUCUCUCGUCCGAUCGCUGCAGGACGACUUCCUGUCCGGCAGGGCGGCAGUAGACGUCAGACUCCGCCUCUUCUCCGCGCCCCUCAAGGUUGCUAUGGAAACACUGGAAUUUGCUCAAACGCAGCUGAGCAACACCGAACUACAAAACCGACUGACACACACUCUUCUGGAAACCGCACACCCUUUGCUUCACCGUUACAAGUCCGUCCAUCACAACCUCAGCGUGGAGGUGGUGUCUGUGGACGGAGUGAUGGAGGACAGUCAGCUGCUGCUGGAUGACAUCAUUUUGCUGACGCAGGAGUUCACAAACACCAGCAAGGUGGAGGAGUUCAGCGGUCAACUGGAUCAGUGGCGCCCCCUGCUGAGGAAACAGGUGGACGCUUUGGUCAUCGGACUGAAGAUGACCGACGCCCUGGAGAUUGUAUACCGAGCAGAAGGCCACGCCCUCCUGCUGCAGAGCCACGCCCACGCCAUGCACAGCUCGAUGGCGUCGGUGGGUAACGUCUCUCCGAAUGGCAGCCAAUUGGCUAAGCUGGACAGUGACAUCACAGAAAGAGUUGACUCAGCCCAGCAGGUUGCUUUGAUGGCCCAGAACUCCGCCUCCCUGGCUCUCAACAUGACUGUCCAUUCAGGGCUGCUGCUGUCAGAAGAGGGCGGAGCCAAGCUGAACGCCAGUUCUUCUGCUUUAGAAGAAAGUCGACAAAUCAACAAGACGGCUGAAGAGCUGCAGCUGAAGGUUUCCAAAGUAAACGGCCGACUGGGAUUGGUGAGAGACAGCAUUUACAACUGCAGCCUCCUCCUCCGUCAGCCAAUCAGAGACCUGCAGCGCCUCCCUAACGCUUCGUCCGCCUCACUGCUUCAGGCUCGCCACCAAGCUGCCGCUGCGCGCUCUGGCCUGCAGGAGGCGCUGCAGCGGCUGCACAGACUCGGGCUGCGGCUCCAGAAUUCUUCUUCUAUGGUGGAAAACACCAAGGACUCUGUGAGGGAGACCAACCAGAUGGUGACUCACACACACACCGCAGCCAAUGAGGCGCAGCGGCAGCUAGAGGAGGCGGAGCAACGCACGGUGCGCCUGAUGGAGCGGAUAAAGCCGCUGAGCAUGCUGGGAGAAACGCUGAGCAGGAAUCUGUCCGACAUCCGAGAGCUGAUUGAUCAGGCCAGAAGACAAGCGGCCUCGAUCAAGGUGGCGGUCCAGGCGGACAGGGACUGUGUUCGCUCCUACAGACCUCAGAUCCAGUCGAGUAACUUCAACACUCUGAGUCUGACCCUGAAGACCUCCCGCCAGGACAACCUGCUCUUCUACCUGGGCAGCAACACCACGGUGGACUUCCUGGCUGUAGAGAUGCAUGCUGGGAAGGUGUCUCUCAUGUGGGACGCCGGCUCGGGGAGAACCCGGCUGGAGUUUCCUGGACUGGACGUCACCAACAACCGAUGGACCAGAAUCAACGUGACCCGCUUCGGGGCCAGAGCUUCUCUGUCGGUUCAUCAGUUGGAGUCUGCGGCGGCUCCGUUGCCGGCGGUCACGGCGACAUCACCGGGACGGUCCCGAGUUCUGGACAUCGACAGGAACACAGUGAUCCACAUCGGAGGACUGGGGUCUCACACUCAGAGCCCGGCGGUGCUGCGCUCCUCCACCUUCCAGGGAUGUGUGGGCGACGCGUCGCUCAACGAGAGGAACAUCGGCCUGUGGAGCUACGACAGCAGGGAGGGGGAGUGUGGAGGCUGCUUCAGCAGUCCCCAGGCAGAGGAGACCUCCUUCCACUUUGAUGGAUCUGGAUUCUCUUUGGUCCAGAAGUCUCUGCGGGCGACCUCCACCUCUAUCGUCCUGUUGUUUAAAACCUUGUCGCCGGGCGGAUUACUGCUCUACCUGGCCUCCAACAACACCAGAGACUUCCUGUCCAUGGAGCUGGUAGAGGGGCGUGUCCGUUUGACCUUUGAACUAGGAUCAGGUGUUCUGAUCCUGACCUCCAAAAAGAAGUACAACACCGGAGUCUGGUACAAGAUCACACUACAGAGGAGCAAACGUAAAGGUUACCUGUCCAUCAUGGCAGCCGACCAAUCAUCGGACAAGGAGGUUUUGGAGGCCGAGUCUCCUGGAACAGCCUCUGACCUGAACCGAUCCGACCUGGAUCCCAUCUACGUUGGAGGACUUCCUGCCUCUAGACCAAUCAGGCGACAGGUGGUCUCCAGGUCAUACGUAGGCUGCAUCAAGAACGUGGAGAUUGCUCGCUCCAACUUUGACCUUCUGAGAGACGCUUUCGGAGUCAGGAAGGGCUGCAUCCUCGAGGCCGUGAGAAGCGUCUCACUGUUCAGCGGCUUCGUUCAGAUCGCUCCUCCAUCGCUGGGUCAGGAGGCGGAGCUUCUGUUCUCCUUCUCCACGCGCAACCAAUCAGGAGUUCUGCUGGCUGCCUUCAGCGACAAGCUAGCACAGAGACAGCACUUCUUGUCGGUCCACCUGGUCUCAGGAUCUUUGGAGGCGGAGCUCGGUGAGGUGGGCGGGGCUACUCGUAAGGUGACGGUUGUGAAACCGGACGGAGGGUCCUUCAGCGACCGAACAAAACACUCUGUGAUCGUUACCAUCCACAGGAAGUCUCUAUCCGUGCAGGUGGACGAGGAACACCUGAAGUCUGUCUCCGGGUCGCCGGGCGAAUUGUCACGAUUGCCGCCGGCCUCUUUCUUUAUUGGUGGGCUGCCGUCGGGGGAGGAGUCUCGACUGCCAAUCAGAUUGCAGGGUGUCUCCAGGAGUUUCAGAGGCUGCAUCCAAGAUCUGGCAGUGGGCGGGUCGUUGGUUGACCUAUCGAGAGCUGUGAGGUAUGAGGGGGCAGAGCUUGACAGCUGCCUAUUGGAGGAGAAAGGGGUGGGGCCUGUGCUGCCCGAUGACCAAGAUGUAGAUCCCACUUCUGACCCCUCCCACCUGCCAGUUGCCCCGACCACACACUUGAGCGCCAUGGCACCAGGAGCACUGACGUGUGUGUCAGAGGUGGAGCCGACCUUUCUACCUUCGGCGGCUCAGUUUGGUUUGUCCAAACACAGUCGCAUGACCUUCAUCAUCGCACCUCACACCGUGAAGAGAAGCGUGUCGCUGAGGUUGUCGGUUCGAAGCCGAGCUCGGGAGGGGCUUAUCCUCCUCCUCUCCGACUCCAAGCAGAUGGACUUCGUUGUCCUCAAGCUGAGCGGUGGCAGGCUGAUGAUGUCGGCCGACCUGGGGAAAGGCUCCGCCUCUGUCACCUCCUCUGUCGCCAUUGACGAUGGAGAAUGGCAUACUGUGGAGGGGGAGGUGGGCCGGCGGUCGGUGUCUGUGUCGGUGGACGGGUCGGGUCCUGACCGCGUGUCCCUCAAAGGGAACCAGCUGGACGUGGACGCCAGGCUUUACCUGGGAGGACUUCCGCCCGCACACUCCACCAGGAGAAUUAACGUCAGCAGCAGUUUUCCUGGCUGCGUCCGAUCCGCCAGUCUGAACGGCGCCGCUUUGAAUCUUUCCGAGCCCGCCUCCCGGCAUGAUGUCUCUUCCUGUUUCACCAGCGACCAGACGGGAAGCUUCUUCAAUGGCAGCGGAUACGCCGCUCUCAUGCGUGACGGCUACAAGGUCGGCUCUGACAUGUGGGCGUCGCUGGAGUUUCGAACCAGCAAACCAGAAGGAGUGUUGCUGGGAAUCAGCAGCGCAAAGGUGGACGCCAUCGGACUGGAAAUGAUCAACGGACAGGUGGUGUUUAACGUGAACAACGGGGCGGGACGCGUUUCAGUGCGUUCGGUUGGCCACAAGUUGUGUGACGGAGAGUGGCACCGCCUUUUGGCCAGAAAGACUAAACACACUGUGAGUCUGAGUGUAGACGGGCAGAGUUUCACCACCAGCAACCCCUACCCACAAUCCACCUCUGCCGAGACCAAGAACCCUGUUUACCUGGGAGGCUUUCCAGUGGGGGAGAAACAGAAUUGCCUGUCAAUCAGCUCCCGGUUCAGAGGUUGUCUGAUGAACCUGAAGCUCGUCAAGUCUCACCUGAGUGAAGUGCUGGACCUGAGCUCCGCCCACUUCCUGUCGGGCGUCACUCCUAACUCGUGUCCUAUUGCGAAACCACACCCUGCCUCGCGUUGAGCGGUUUCUAAUGUUGUUUUGUUUUUAGAUGAUGGUCAUCUCCAGCUUCAUUGUAACAUUCUGUAACUUUGAUCCAAGUAUUUCUACAUGAAUCAUUAAAGA